UGUCACAACAAAAAGGUCGCAAUGGCAGGGGGAAAUGUGUGGCAUUGCAUCAAAUAUCCCUUUUCAUGUAUGAAAGACAAAUUUCUCAGUUAUGAGACACUCAAAAUCGAGGUCAAGAAAGACUGUGACAUUGUUUACAUCAACCGUGUGUUGCAGUUGCUCCUCAUCAUCGGAUUCAGCUGGUGGCUCUUUGCUCAUGAAAAAGCUUACCAAAGUACAGACACAGGAAUCGAGUCAGCAGUCAAGACUAAAGUGAAGGGUGUUGGUUUCUAUAACAACAAAGUAAUGGAUGUAGCGGACUAUGUACUUCCAAGACAGGGCACAGACGUAUUUUGUAUCAUUACAAGACUCUUCGAGACAAAAAACCAAACACAAGGAACUUGUGCACAGUAUGGCGAGAAGUAUCAGUGUAGCACUAACGCUGACUGUUUCAAACACCUUGGAUGCCGUUAUGUAAAAGGUUUUUUCACGGGAACAUGUUUGACUGAAGUGGGGCAGUGUGAGGUGAGAGCUUGGUGUCCUACAGAAGAUGAAAGUAGCAGGUCAACGGAAUUUAUGGAAGAAGCUGAAAACUUCACGAUUUUCAUUAGGAACACUGUUCAUUUCCCCAACUACGGUGUCACUAGGGGCAACAUUCCUCCAAAUAUUAACCUAUCAUGUACAUUUGAUGCUGUGGCCAACCCAUACUGUCCCAUCUUCAGAGUGGGGGACAUCCUACACUACGCCAAUGAAAAUUUUAGUACAGUUGCUGAACAGGGGGGGCAGAUUGGAAUCCAUAUCAGAUGGAACUGCAAUUUUGAUGAACCUGUGGAAAACUGCUUGCCUUCAUACUCCUUUACAAAACUGAGUGAUGUGUUUCUGCAAAAUAAUUUGUCUAAAGGUUUCAACUUCAGGUUUGCAAAAUACUACAGGACUACACUGCAAAAUACUACUAUAGACUCCCGAUAUCUUUAUAAAGCAUUUGCCAUCAACUUUCAUGUCAUGGUCUCUGGAAAAGCUGGAAAGUUCGACAUAAUCCCAACUCUCAUCAACAUAGUUUUAGCUUUCCAGUCACUCCAUGUGGCAGCUCUCAUCUGUGAUAUUUAUUUGAAAUCACGAUGUUCAAGGUGCCAUCAGAACGGUUAUGAAGACAUAGGUGACGGAGAGCAAACCUCAAAUAUCUAAAUCUCUCUCAACUAAAUUGUACAGUGGAUAUCAACUACAAUGUUUCUGAUAUGCAAUGAAACGU
Molecule: messenger RNA, 1228 nt
Organism: Engraulis encrasicolus (European anchovy)
Lineage: Eukaryota; Metazoa; Chordata; Actinopteri; Clupeiformes; Engraulidae
Product: P2X purinoceptor 3-like
Exons: 12
Coding region: 22-1164 (380 amino acids)
Biological process (GO): response to ATP; calcium ion transmembrane transport
Cellular component (GO): nuclear inner membrane; plasma membrane
Molecular function (GO): purinergic nucleotide receptor activity; extracellularly ATP-gated monoatomic cation channel activity
Source: RefSeq, a predicted model, not a curated record